Messenger RNA from Racocetra persica, 391 nucleotides. The record is from the annotation of a GenBank genome assembly. NCBI's taxonomy places the organism in Eukaryota, Fungi, Glomeromycota, Glomeromycetes, Diversisporales, Gigasporaceae.
UGAAAAAUUUCCUCUUACCCAGGAAGGCACUCCAGAAGAUUGGAGUAAACUUUCUGAUUUAUUUGGAGAAAAGUUAAAAAAGUUAAAGCCACCUACUGAUGUUAUCCCUUUAACCUUACGUCAACUCCUUAAUUUUUUGGAUGAUGUUGCUCCGAAACAAAAAUCAUUUUUGGUUGCCGAUGGAGCACACAUAAAAUGGUCUGAUAACACUAGCCAAAUCAAUCGACAAGUUCGAUUCGUUGUCGUUCGUCAACCAAAUGAUAAGAAAAAAGAUGAUAUUAAUCAACAAGUGCCGCAUAACGAACUGUGUGUCUCGCAUAAACUAGGCGAUUUAAUAUCUAUCAAAGAACCGUGCGUCAGAGGGCCUAAACCAGAUGAUUUAAUAUUUAUC